Nezara viridula (southern green stink bug) is the source of this 912-nucleotide messenger RNA. NCBI's taxonomy places the organism in Eukaryota, Metazoa, Arthropoda, Insecta, Hemiptera, Pentatomidae. The record is from the annotation of a GenBank genome assembly.
AUGGGCAUGCGAUACAUAUUACUCACAGCUCUCUUCUGUCAAGCAGCUGUGAGCAUUCAAUCUGCUGCAAAUCCUAGAGCCAACGAAAAUACUAAGAAGUUAUUAGCUGCUAUGAGCAACAUUGGAGACCGGAUUCUCUCCGGAGCAUUCGGAGGCUACAACCGGUUCCAGCAUGAGAUCGGCUUCUCCAUGAAUCAAGCCAACCAAAUAAAGAGCUUGACUAACAAAUUACCCGCCGUCUACGGAAUCGACUGUUCUCCAGGCAACAAUUAUAUCGGAGACGGAGAAAUUAACAACAGUGAUUACGCCGCUAUUCUCCAAGACGGAACUCCAAUAAGGAACAGGUGGUUGAAAACGAUGGAAAAGAUCGCUGAAGGCUUACAACAGUAUAAGAACCAAGGAAUAACCAUCCUAUAUCGUCCCUUCCACGAAAUGAACGGACCCUGGGUCUGGUGGUCAGCUAUGAAAGACGAAACUCAAAACGAAGAGCGAAAGCGCCUCUUCAAGAUGCUCUGGAAGGAACUUUUCAACUUCAUGGCAAAUAAGGGCUUGGACAACAUCCUUUGGGUCUACUCUCCCGAUCAAAGCAGAGAGUCCAGAACCGCUUAUUAUCCUGGCGAUGAAUACGUGGACAUCGUUGGGUUGGACUGGUACUCCGAUGACCCAAACCAGCUUAAGGGCUACGAUGAGAUGACCAGCCUGGGCAAGCCUUUCACCUUCGCCGAAGUCGGCCCUUAUUCCAAAGACGGACAGUUCGAUUACGAUCGUUUCAUGAAAAUAGUUGCGUCCCGAUACCCUAAGGCAAUUUACUUCAUGCCUUGGAACGCUGAAUGGAGUCCUAUUUAUAACAAAAACCCUUCCGGGGCUUACAAUCACCCGAAGGUGAUGAAUUUGGGAGAACUAAAGGUUUAG